Molecule: messenger RNA, 498 nt
Organism: Talpa occidentalis (Iberian mole)
Lineage: Eukaryota; Metazoa; Chordata; Mammalia; Eulipotyphla; Talpidae
Product: butyrophilin-like protein 1
Exons: 3
Biological process (GO): regulation of cytokine production; T cell receptor signaling pathway
Cellular component (GO): external side of plasma membrane
Molecular function (GO): signaling receptor binding
Source: RefSeq, a predicted model, not a curated record
CUUUAAACCUCUGCUGAGUCACAUGAGCUGAUCUCUCCUUAGACACAUGAAGUCACAUGACUGAUCCCAGAGUCAGAGUGUCUCUCCCAGACUUCUCAGAGUGCACCUUGACAGCCUCACCUGGAGGUGUGCACAUGUGGGCCUGCCCCACCUGUCUCUCAUCUUCUCUCUGCAGUUGUGGGCUCUGCCCCCAAGUGCACAUCACGGGGCCAGAGGAGGAUGGGGUACGCGUGGUGUGCACGGCCUCGGGCUGGUUCCCAGAGCCUCAGGUGCAGUGGAGACAGCCCCGUGGGGAGCAGUUCCUGGAGUUCUCCAAGGUCCAGGCACAGGACACUGAGGGCCUGUUCAGUGUGGAGGCCGCUCUGGUGGUGAGAGACAGCUCUGCGGGGAGCGUGACCUGUUCCAUCCUCAACCCUGUCCUGGGUCAGGAGAAGGUCAUGGCCAUUGUCAUCCCAGAGCCCUUCUUCCCCGGGCCUCUCCUGGAAGCCAGCUUUCCUG